Molecule: messenger RNA, 1247 nt
Organism: Ricinus communis (castor bean)
Lineage: Eukaryota; Viridiplantae; Streptophyta; Magnoliopsida; Malpighiales; Euphorbiaceae
Product: 54S ribosomal protein L24, mitochondrial
Exons: 3
Coding region: 274-909 (211 amino acids)
Cellular component (GO): mitochondrial large ribosomal subunit
Molecular function (GO): structural constituent of ribosome
Source: RefSeq, a predicted model, not a curated record
AAUAAGAUAGUUUUCCCAAUAUCAAAUGUGGGCUUGGUUACCACCAAUAGUGACCCAAAUCAAAGCCUAAUUGUUAAGAGAUUAGGGUUUUACUCUGUUCAACAGCUGGACUCCCCUUCUCUUGAUCCCUGGAAAGAGGGUUUUACUUAAAAAUCAAUCGAUCCUUCUAAAGCUGCUUGAUUUUGUUUAUUAGAUUCAAAAAUAAAGAGUGAAAAGGGCAAUAGAUUUGGGUUAAAAGAGUAAGUCAGUGAGAAGGCGAGGGGCGGUUAAAAGAUGGCAUUUAGAGGGAGGGAGAUGAUGAAGAAUGUGCUGAAGAAGGUAGGAGAUAACAAUUUAUCACCUGAAGUUAAAGAAUCUCUCAAGAAAUGCAUGCCUGAUAGCAAGGUUGUCAUGGGCAGAGCCAAGCGUGGUAUCUUUGCCGGCCGCCACAUUCAGUUUGGCAACCGCGUUAGUGAAGAUGGUGGUAACAAGACUAGGAGGACUUGGAAGCCAAAUGUUCAGGAGAAGAGACUCUUUAGUUACAUCCUAGACCGCCACAUUCAAGUGAAAGUCACCACACAUGCCCUUCGUUGCAUAGACAAGGCAGGAGGGAUUGAUGAGUACCUGCUGAAGACUCCUUACCAGAAAAUGGAUACAGAUAUGGGCCUCUUCUGGAAAGCUAAGAUUGAAAAGCUGUAUGAAGAUCUUGGCAAGAGGGAGAUAGUCUUCUUUCCACCUGAAGAUGAAGCCAAGUUCGAACAGGGCUUGAAAGAUUUGAAACUAGCUGAACGAGAAGCUCGUAGAGAAUUCAGACAACAGAUGUAUGCUAGGCUUGCCAAAGAGAAGCAAACUGACGAAGAAAGAAGCUAUGUUAGUUUCGUCUUGGCAAGUGCUGAUGAUUAUCCUGAUAAGAUGGUGGCAAACUAUUGACGCCUUAUUGUUAGGCUUACCAUGUUGGGCACAUAUUUUGUUGGUGCUGCCUCAUUUGGAAGUUGCAGUCUUCGUCUCUAUUGAUUCAAUUUUUGUGAUUGGAUAAAGCUGCCAUGACUAUUUCGUCGACGGAAAUCCUUGUACUAGUUUCUUUGUUUACGCAGUCAACUUGGCCUCCAACAAGUUUCCGGUGUUCUGUUUCCAAUAAGCACAUGAAAUUUUAAUUGUAAGUUUGAAGUCUACAGAAUUAGGUAUAAAUUUUAUUGUUCUCUUUGGCCACUCCCUCGUUCAAUUUUCUGUUUCAACAAUAAAGGGAUUACAAGCUUUGUUUGAUGAAA